Symbiodinium necroappetens is the source of this 4578-nucleotide messenger RNA. NCBI's taxonomy places the organism in Eukaryota, Dinophyceae, Suessiales, Symbiodiniaceae. The record is from the annotation of a GenBank genome assembly.
AUGCAGUCUGCCGUCCACUCCAUUACAACUCUGUUCGUUGACACACCUGUUUGUGGUCUUCUGAAGAUCGUCUGGUGUGUGAUGCUUGUGUUGUGUUUAGACUGUCUCAGGAACGUCUUCAAGUCUGCAGGAGCCUCAUCUGACCCAAGCAUGGCAAACGCCCAGAUGUUCGAGGCUUUCGCUGCCAAGGAAGGUGCUCUGGUCCUCGCGUUGAACUUGGCAUCGAUGAUGGCCAUCCAGGCGCUCCAUAUCACGACUGGGCGUUGUGCCAAGCUGGAGCUGGACCGCGAUGUCAUAUCGCGGCAGGCCAAGCAGGCCGGCGAGUUUGCGAAGACUCUGAUGGCCGAAGGGAAAGAGGUAAAGAAAACGCCCGAAACCAAGAUGCCCGAAGAGAGCAAGACCGAGCAAGAGGGAGAGCUGCGGAAGAGGUUUGGACAAGAUCCGGCCCUUGAAGCUUUCUCGGUGUCUGCCUUGGGCUCUGUUUCCGUAGCGCGGCCCCCGCGCGAUAUCCAACGAAGCUUGCAGAGGCGAUCUUCUGCACGCCUCCAUGCGCUGGUGCUGAGGCAGGGCCAGCAAUUGAAGCAUGGCCUUGGGACCCCUUGUGGCUUGGCUGCGGUGGCACUGCUCAUCUCGCGCGAAAUUGGCGGAUAUGACAGGCCGGAUCGUUUCGUCAUAGUCACCUCUCCCAGCACUCGGAAUGUGUUGUGGGCCCCACUGCCGUCCUUGCAUGACCUCACCUUGCCUGUGAAGGACCGAUGGAUCCCAGAUGCACAGAUUCUCAUCGACGGAAAAGCCAGUAAGUGCUGGGGGUGGACGUGCUCCGAGCAUUCAGAUCGUGGUCUGGAAGAACCAACGGGGCUGGCGCUCUACCAGAGAGGUGGGGGAACUGCUUGGCUCUACAUCUCGGACCCGAAAGUCGGCUUUCUCUACCGCUAUGAGGUGCGGAAGCCUGACCUGAAGAAGAUCACUGACGCACCCACUGUGCAGUGGGAAGACUUCUUGCCAGACCUGGACAACAAACUGGGUUCAGGUGCAUACGGUGAAGUGUAUCCCGUACGGGAUAGUCCACACCUGGUGAUGAAGAUUUUCCAGCGGGCAGACUGGAGCGAGAUUCAGGCAGAGACAUACUUCGCACGAGUCAUGAAAUCCCGGUUUCCGAGCUACUUCGUGGAUUGCCUGGGUGUGGGCAGCGUUCCCGGCAAAGAUGGCUCGAUGUUUGCGGUCUUUGAGCGCGCUUUUGGCAAAACACUUGAUUCAGCCGCUCACCGUUUCCGCCAAGCAGACGGCAUUCGGCACGUUUCGGAGGCCUUGGCCACGCUCGAGGAAUUACUUAGUGCGAAGAUGCAUAUGAUGCAUCCAGACGAGUCAGGCAACCUGCACAUUCAUGUUGAUCUGAAGCCGGACAACAUCAUGUACUCCACGGAGUCGGGAGCUGCCAAACUGACCCUCAUCGACUACGGUCUAAUACGAAGCUGUCCUCAGGGUGACGCAGAAGCUGAGUCGUCAGCUCUGCAAUUGCUCCGAUGGUUCGGAUGGCAGUUCUUGUGGAUGCUGGCCUCAGAGGCUUUUAGCAUUGACAAUCCGGACAAGAACCCCUGGCAGCAGCUUCCGGAUGGUUUCAAGCCAUUCUUCCAGCCGUCGGAUCUCAGACCAUCAGCUUACAGGAGCCAAAACCUGACGCCAGAGCUGCUGUCAGAUGCUCUGCGUGACGGCUUUUUCGACGAGGUGAUGUCAGCGCCUUUCCGGAAGCAGUGGACAUCUGCCAAGAAGGCCAAAGCCCAGAUGGGUAAGAUGUUGGGCGAUCUCUUCUAUGCCGUUGCUUGGGCGAGUGAUUGCAAAGGCCCUAUCCCCGACUUCACGCGUCUCAAGCGUGACAUCGCGGGACUGCGCGUCUCUUCGACCUGGCGUGGCCUGCAAGCCGACUCCCAGCAGCUGGUGGCCAGUGAUCUGAAGGACAGUGCACACUGGCUGGCAGUUGACAGCUAUGGGAACUUGUUCUACACAGAUGCCAAGGCUGGAGUCAUCUCAAUGAUCAGCUCCGAGGACAUGUCCAAGGGCAUUCCGAAGGGAAGGACGCUUGCGAGCUCUGAGAAGCUGAAGCAUGUUGCCGGCCCGGCUGGCAUCGCAGUGGAUGCCAUGGAUGUGUACUGGGCCAAUCUGAAGGGGGACCAAAAGAAAGGCACUUUGCUCAAGGCUGGGCAAGUGGCCUCCGGCAAAGCGAAAUCUGCCACGAUCUUGUCCGGGACGAGCGAUAUGUACCAGGCGAUGGUAAAGGACGUUUGCCUGGCGGGCAGCAAUGUGUUCUUCACCGGUGAUGGGGAAUCGCUGUUCGCAGUCAAGGCAGACGGUUCCGGCAACGUGACGGAAGUGGCGCGAUUGCAGCAGCCACGGGGCUGUGCCUAUGACAAGGAAAACACGCUCUUCGUUGCUGACAGCGGGAGCAACGCUGUGGUUUCGCUUCCCGCCAACAUGGUGAACCCUCGUGCCGUGAACAAGCUGCAAGUUCGUGCGUGGCUUCGAUUCAGGGCCCUCACCAAAUCGGCGUGUUCUUUGGCCACGGCCUCGUGGAUGUCCAUCUUCAAACAAAUUCUUGCAGCAUCUGCAGACAGGCUGAUGGAUGGAGGAAGCGUUGUGAAAGCUUUGGCAAGAGUUUGCAUCCUGGCCUGUGUAAAUGAGCUGUUUCACCAUCAGCUGCAGUGCAGUGGGUCCAUGGGUGCUACGUCCAAAGGCUGUGACCCAUGUCGGGGAGACCGACUGAUUCACGACCUGUCCACGUGCAGCACACAGGUCCGAGAUCCGGAUCUAGCUGAAGGUAGUCUUUCACAACUGGUAAGUGUGGACGACGAGCGGGGCGGCUUGGAAGGUGGAGGCAGCAUCGUCUCCGUGUGCUCCAGCACCGUGAGGCAGCCACUUGUGCUUCUGCAGCUUAGACGCUUGGCACCCAAAGGUGGACACCUGUCGCAGGACGGCAAGAAAAGAGUCCACAAGGAAUCGCGGCACUAUGAACUUCUCGUCGAACCUGGCCGGCAGAGCCUCGAUGUCCACGGCUCGAGCACUUUCCUCGAGCCAGGAGGUCCAGGUUACAUGCCUUGGCUUCGCAGCUUGCGCCCAAAGAAGGCCUCAGCGCUGAGGACCAGGCAACAAGCUGCUCCACUGCAACUCGUCAAUCUGCUGCCGCGCAGCCCGAACAAACCCAAGCCUUGCAAAGCUCGCCGCACCCGCGCUCCCCGGCUCGUGCAGGAGCACAGCAAGCACGACAAGCAGACUACGCUACGGCUUGAUCAAGGACCCGAGGAGCAUGAGGCGGAUCCUUUCGAGUUUGCAUUGUCGAGGGCCAGUUCAGGUUCGUUGGACUUGGCCUUGCCUGCCACGCUUGACGAAGACAUGACGCACCAAGCGAGCAUUGAAGUUGCCACCUGGCCAUUGGGUCCGGCGAUAGAAUCACGGAUGCGACCUAAACAGCAUGGCGCUGAAGAGUCCAAGUCGCAGUCUUUGCGCCCAGGAAAACUUAAGGGCGCCUCGCUCCAAUUUCCGUCACGGUCCUUCGACCUGCGAGAGUCUACCUUCAUGGACGACAGGGACAGGAGCUGGUUCCGGGCUUCCUCCAGCAUCUCCAACUUCGACAGACCACGAGGAAAAAGCGCGGGGUUUCUCAAUCAGCGCAGCCAAGUUCGAGAGAUGGUUUCUGCCAUGAUGAAAACUAUGACGACAACGUUCCCACGCUCAGUUUGGGACGAAUGCGGCCUUGUACAUCCUGAGGAGGAGAUGGAAAUGGUCCGCGCAGCAGAAGCCAAGGUUGUCGAAGAGCAGCUUGGCCAACUGAAAGGCUUGGUGGUGAAGAUGCCGGCCCUUCGUAAGGGCCGCAGUCAGCGAAAAUCGGAUGCGCAGUCGAACCGCAGACGCUCCUUUGGCAUUGUUUCUGAUCCACGGACAACCCCUCAGCCAACGGAAAGGCUCGACGAGAAAGUUGUUCGUGCGCACUUGAGGCAGACUGGCUGGUCGGUGCUGGACGUCGAGGAGGUCUGGGACGUGUUUUGCACCUACGCGGUGGGCGGCCGGAUCAGUGUGCAAGGUCCCGAUUUCGUGUCCCUGGUGCAGGACUUGUAUGACGGGGUGACUGAUGACGAGGUGAUGUUGCUGCAGCAGCACAUCAGUGCCGUCCGAAAGCGUCACCACGCACGGAGUCGCUUUUUGCGGAGGGGCAUGACAGGCUUGGGCUUGGACAAUCUCCCAGAGCGAUCAGAUGUCCGCUUCAGCGAGUUCUAUGUGGCCCUGGUGAAAUGGCUGGACCUUCAGCGGCCGAUCUGCAUUGGAAGCGAUUGCAUGCAGUCAUGGUUUCGGCAGCACAAAGAGGGGCAGGAGGAGGAGCAAGAGUCGCCGACUUCGGUAGCAGGAGGAGUUGUAGGAGCAGCUGUGGAAACAGCCGAGGUUGCAUUGGCAUUUGCGGUCCCAGCAGUAGUAAGUAGCAGCAGAAAGAGCAGGAGGAGCAAUUCCAGGCAGGAGUCCAGCAGGAGCAGUAGCACUAGCAGUAGCACUAGCAGUAGCAGUGCUAGCAGCAGCCAGCAGCAGUAUCAGUAG